ACCAAUACAAUGCAGCCAGCCAAAGACCAGCCAUGGUGAAAGAAAACCGAACGCUCCUCACUAUUCCAUCACGCGCCAUCUAGAGCGCGUGUCACCACAUUCACCUCUAUUACGCUAUAGUAAUAAACUAUAACCCUUUUUUUCUCUUUCUCUAUCGAAAUCACAACAACAACAACAACAACAUAAACUAACAACAACCACCGAAUUUGUGUUGUGUUGUGUUUUGUUGUUUCAGAUUCACAAUCUUAAAACCCUUGAUUCUUCCUUCCUCAUUCUCCUUUAGGUUUUUGAAUUAUCCGAGAGCCCCCGAUGAAGCUUCAAAGACUGCAGAACUCUUUCACAAGUUUCUAAAAUCCAGUCGAAAAAGGAACUUCUUCGAACCUGUUUCGAUAAAGUAAAGAAGAAAGGUUUCUUCAAAAUAGCAGGAUGACUGUAAAGAAACAGGACUCGAAAAAAGUUUCUGGCCUCGGCAAUCAAUCUUCAAGGAAGCUACAUCGCAAAGGAGAGAACCCUAUUCGAUUCGUACCAGCUGCUGACCCUCCUCCUCCUGAUAACGGACAUUCAAACUCGUGGAUCUGUAAAAACUCCGCUUGCAGGGCAGUUUUAUCCAAAGAGGACACGUUCUGUAGAAGGUGCUCUUGCUGUAUUUGCCAUCUUUUCGAUGAUAACAAAGAUCCUAGUCUUUGGUUGGUAUGCAGCGAAUCUUCUCAAGGGGACUCGUGUGGAUUGUCUUGCCAUAUCGAGUGUGCUCUUCAACAUGAAAAAGUCGGAGUUGUUGAUCAUGGACAACUUAUGCAACUUGACGGUGGUUAUUGUUGUGCCUCCUGUGGUAAAGUUACCGGGAUACUCGGAUGUUGGAAGAAGCAGCUAAACAUAGCGAAAGAUGCUCGGCGUGUGGACAUACUAUGUUACAGGAUAUAUUUGAGCUACAGGCUUCUGAAUGGUACUGUGAAAUUUAAAGAAUUGCAUGACAUGGUACAAGAGGCAAAGGCUAAACUGGAAAAGGAAGUUGGUCCAGUUAACGGCGUUUCUUCCAAGAUGGCACGUGGCAUUGUCAGCAGACUUCCUAUUGCCAGUGACGUGCAGAAACUUUGUUCUCUUGCUAUCGAGAAAGCUAACGAGUGGUUGGCUACCGAUGACAAUCCCGAAUCCAAAGAGGGUUCGCUUCCUGCUGCAUGUAAGUUUGUGUUUGAAGAGAUAACAGCUUCCUCAGUCAAGAUCAUUUUACUUGAAAUGUCGAAUGUAACUUCCGAAGACAUUAAGGGGUUCAAGCUCUGGUAUUACAAGAGUAGGGUGGAAUCACACACACAAGAACCUGUUUGUGUGUUUCCAAAAGCUCAGAGGAGGAUUUUGAUAUCUAACCUCCAGCCUUGCACAGAAUAUACUUUUCGGAUCGUGUCUUAUACAGAUAUCAGUGACCUUGGUCAUUCGGAGGCUAAGUGUUUCACCAAAAGCAUUGAGAUAUUGGAAAAGAUUCCGACUCCAUCAAUUGACAUGAAUACUAAAAAGGAGAAUACUCAAUCUGGAGAAGGCAAUGAAUCGGGAUCCAAAAUAGAGCCUGAUUCUACGAUGGCAGACUCUGGAUUCAAGGUUCGAGACCUUGGAAAGAUUUUGCACCUUGCAUGGGCUCAAGAACAAGGUUGCAUUGAGGGGUUUUGUCGUUCAGAUACGAAAAACUGCUGUGGUCAAAAUGAAACGGUCAAGCCUAGCAACCCGGUAGAGCAGUCAGCGCCACCUUUGGUUUCUCGAGACCUUGAUCUCAAUGUUAGCUCUGUGCCUGACUUAAAUGAAGAACUCACUCCUCCUUUCGAGUCUUCUCGUGAUGAGGACAACUGUUGCACUUUGCAGCAGGCUGUUGAGGCAGAUGAUGACGCUGCUUCUCACGAUUUAGAGAAGAACCUAGCAAGACCACAUGGUAGCGGUGGCUCUGAAACAUGGAACCAUAAACCAGCCGGAGAAGUUCCGGCCGUUGACUCGCGCGUAGUCUUAGAAGCAAGUAGGAAAAGGGUAGCAAGCACAAAUGAAGAAACACAUGACUGUGACAGCACCUUAAUAAACAGUUCUCCUUUACACUUACCCGACGGAUCAUUCUCCUUAGACGAGAACUUCGAGUAUUGUGUUAAAGUAAUUCGUUGGCUCGAAUGUCAGGGUCAUAUCAAGCAAGAGUUUAGGCUGAAAUUGCUCACAUGGUUUAGUUUGAGGUCGACAGAACAAGAACGUAGGGUGGUUAAUACUUUCAUUCAGACACUGAUCGAUGAUCCUAGUAGUUUGGCAGGUCAACUAGUCGACUCGUUUUCUGACAUUAUAUCCAACAAGAGGCCCAGAAAUGGAUUCAGUAACAAGAUUGUGUCAUUAAAUUAAGAAGGGUGCGAGUGGAAUCUUGUUACACAAGAUAUCUAUUUGAUUCAAGAUUACUAGUACUACCAUUUUGAUUGUUUUUGCCUUUCAUUGUACAGGCAUUUUUUAUUACUCAUUGUGAUUCAUUAUUAUUAGGACAAGUUAAUUGCCCUGCUAAAAUUGGAUUCGCAUUGAUAUGGCAGCAGAGAGACACUGAAUCAUUUUUCCUUUGAAGGGAGAGGAUCUUUGGACUUGAAGUUUCAGGAUGUAGAAGGCAUUUUUCUAUUUAUCAAAUUAUUGCAAUUUAUUUUUUCAAUCAUGAUAUUUAAUCAUGGAGGAUAUUAAAUAUUUAGUGUUGAACUUUAUUGUUUACUUUCAUUUGACAAGCAACAUUAUAGUAUUGGUUUUUGUA
Molecule: messenger RNA, 2749 nt
Organism: Lathyrus oleraceus (garden pea)
Lineage: Eukaryota; Viridiplantae; Streptophyta; Magnoliopsida; Fabales; Fabaceae
Product: VIN3-like protein 1
Exons: 4
Coding region: 427-2361 (644 amino acids)
Biological process (GO): epigenetic regulation of gene expression; vernalization response
Molecular function (GO): protein binding
Source: RefSeq, a predicted model, not a curated record